AUGGCAGCACAGUCUGGGUCUGAGACCGAUCUGGUGGUCCCCUAUGAGUUAAACGGAGAGGAGGUUCACCUUCUGCAGGAAGCACUGGGGCGGAGUGGGCUCAGGAGCCAGCGCUCAGUCCAACAUCCGACAAGUCUGCGGGACAACUUGUUCCUCUCCUUGCCGGCGUUUGGACGGCAGCUGUACCUGCAGCUCCGAAGGGACGACUCCUUUAUUUCCGAUGGCUUCGUCGUGGAGGAGCGAGCCGAGGACGGGACCACUGUGCGGCAGGCGGCGCCCGCCCUGGAGGCGAACCGGGGCUGCUUCUACACCGGAUCAGUCCUCAACCACACCGACUCCUUCGCAUCCGUCAGCACGUGUGGUGGUCUGACGGGCUUGGUGCAGACGGGCGACGACAGCUUGUUUAUUGAACCAGUCAACGUGGCGGACGGCUCUUUCUCCGGGACGGAGCACAAGGUCACGCGGAGCAAACGAUCCACCAGAGCCAGCCCGCCCCCCGCCGACAACCACCCACGCUACUGUGACCCUGUGCAAGGUAAGAAGAAGGAGCGCAAGCAGAAGCCUACGGAGGAGGGCAGAGGUCGGCGGAACGCCAUCCGGCUGAGCCAGGCCUACACCGUGGAGACGGUGGUGGUGGCCGACUCCGACAUGGUGCAGUACCACGGCGCCGAGGCGGCGCAGCGCUUCAUCCUCACCGUCAUGAACAUGGUGUACAACAUGUUCCACCACCAGAGCCUGGGCGUCCGCAUUAACAUCCGGGUCACCAAGCUGGUCCUCCUCCACACCCGGCCGGGCAAGCUGAAGGUGGGCCACCAUGGCGAGCGCUCGCUGGAGAGCUUCUGCCACUGGCAGCACGAGGAGUUUGGCGGCGCGCGCUACCUGGGGAGCAACCACGUGCCCGGGGGGAGGGACGACCCGCCGCCUGUGGACGUCGCCGUGCUGGUCACCAGGACUGAUUUCUGCGUCCAUAAAGACGAGCCCUGUGACACAGUAGGAAUCGCCUAUCUGGGUGGCGCCUGCAGCUCCAAGAGGAAGUGCGUGCUGGCCGAGGACAACGGCCUCAACCUGGCCUUCACCAUCGCCCACGAGCUCGGCCACAACAUGGGAAUGAGCCACGACGACGACCACGCCACGUGCACCGGACACUCCCACAUCAUGUCUGGCGAGUGGGUCAAAGGUCGCAACCCCAGCGACCUCUCCUGGUCGUCCUGCAGCCGCGACGACUUGGAAAAUUUCCUCAGGUCGAAGGCCAGCUAUUGCCUGCUUCACACGGACCCGCGGAGCCGCUACGUGGUCCGCCUGCCCCCCAAGCUGCCCGGCAUGCACUACAGCGCGGACGAGCAGUGCCAGAUUCUGUUUGGCACCAACGCGACCUUCUGCAACGACAUGGAGCACCUCAUGUGUGCCGGCUUGUGGUGUCUGGUGGAGGGUGACACCUCGUGCAAGACCAAACUGGACCCUCCACUGGAUGGUACCGAGUGCGGGGCGGACAAGUGGUGCCGGGCGGGGGAGUGUGUGAGUAAGACGCCCAUCCCUCAGCAUGUGGAUGGAGACUGGAGUCCCUGGAGCCAGUGGAGCCGCUGCAGCCGCACCUGCGGAACAGGAGCCCAGUUCAGACAGAGGAAGUGUGACAACCCACCGCCCGGUCCGGGCGGGAAGCACUGCCAGAAGGCCAGCGUGGAGCACAAGGUCUGCGAGAGCCCGCCGUGCGCCAAGGGCCUGCCCACCUUCCGCGACCAGCAGUGCCAGUCGCACGACCGGCAGAACAACAAGAGGAAGAACAACAUGCUGACCGCCGUCAUCAAUGAUGAAAAGCCGUGCGCUCUCUACUGCACUCCCGUGGGUCGGGAAGCUCCGGUGUUGGUGGCGGAACGGGUCUUGGACGGAACCCCCUGCGGCCCUUACGAGUCUGACCUCUGCGUCAGUGGGAGGUGUCAGAAAAUUGGUUGUGAUGGCAUCAUCGGCUCCUCGGCAAAGGAAGACAGAUGUGGGGUCUGCAGCGGGGACGGCAAGUCCUGCAAGAUCAUCAAGGGGGACUUCAACCACACCAGGGGGACGGGUUACAUCGAGGCGGCCAUCAUUCCAGCGGGCGCUCGGCGAAUCAAAGUGGUGGAGGACAAGCCAUCCCACAGCUUCCUGGCGCUGAAAGACUCAAGCAAGAGAUCCAUCAACAGCGACUGGAAGAUCGAGUUGCCGGGAGAGUUCGAGCUCGCCGGAACGACGGUGCGCUACGUGCGACGGGGACUGUGGGAAAAGAUGUCUGCUAAGGGACCCACUAAGACACCUCUGCACCUCAUGGUACUCCUGUUCCACGACCAGACGUACGGGAUCCACUACGAGUACACGGUGUCUCUGAACCAGUCCCAGGAGAACCGCAGCGAGGCCCAGCGGGAGCCGGAGCACCUCUUCCUGUGGACGCACAGCAGCUGGGAAGGGUGUAGUGUCCAGUGCGGUGGAGGCCAGAGAAAGACGGUGGUGGCUUGCAUGAAGCUACUCAAUAAGACCAUGACCCUCGCGAACGACAGCCAAUGUCAGCCCGCCAACCGUCCGGCACCUCAGAUGCGGCACUGCAACACCCACCCGUGCCAGUACCGCUGGGUGACCGGGGACUGGGGGCGGUGCUCGGUGACGUGUGGGAAGGGCUUGCAGCUGCGUGACGUGGUGUGCGUGCACCAGCUCCAGAACGGCUCCUACGUCAACACCAGGGACCUGUACUGCGUCAGCGGCAAGCCCUCGGCCGUGCAGGGCUGCGACGGCCGCGACUGCCUCACCGUGUGGGAGGCCUCCGAGUGGUCCAGGUGUUCGUCAGACUGCGGCCGUGGGACGCGGAGGCGCACCGUCACCUGCACCAACCCCCAGGGCCGCUGUGACCCGGUGUCCCGCCCGGCAGAGGAGGAGGCCUGUGAGGACCACUCCAAGUGCUACGAGUGGAAGACUGGAGACUGGUCAAAGUGCUCUUCCUCGUGCGGCCGGGCCCUCCAGUCCAGAGUCGUCCAGUGCAUGCACCGUGUGACCGGUCGCCAUGGCAACGACUGCCCGGCUGUGCUCAAGCCCCCGGCCUACCGGCAGUGCCACCUGGGGGCGUGCAACGAGAAAGUCAACGUCAACACCAUCACCUCCCCCAGACUGGCGGCGCUGACGUACAAGUGCACGGGCGACCAGUGGACGGUGUACUGCAGGGUGGUCCGGGAGAAGAACCUGUGCCAGGACAUGAGGUGGUACCAGCGGUGCUGCCAGACCUGUAGAGACUUUUAUGCCAACAAAAUGCCACACAACAGUUAAUGACCUCGCAGCCGAUGGAUAGGGUUGUCUCAUUUGACAUGUUCAGAUUAUUAUUAAUAUUAUUGUUGUUAUUAUGAUGAUGAUGAUUAUUAUUCUUAUGAUUAUUAUUAU
Sardina pilchardus (European sardine) is the source of this 3393-nucleotide messenger RNA. RefSeq names its product ADAM metallopeptidase with thrombospondin type 1 motif, 17 (gene adamts17). Lineage: Eukaryota; Metazoa; Chordata; Actinopteri; Clupeiformes; Clupeidae. Gene Ontology annotation, cellular component: extracellular matrix. The record is from RefSeq and is a predicted model, not a curated record. Gene Ontology annotation, biological process: extracellular matrix organization; proteolysis. Gene Ontology annotation, molecular function: metalloendopeptidase activity. The transcript is spliced from 23 exons. The coding region runs from base 1 to 3282 and encodes 1093 amino acids.